GCAAUCACAUGUGCCUGGGAGCCGCCAUCUUUAAAUGAAGAAAAUAGAAUUCCGGGCAAGCUAAUGCAAAUAAGCAAAUAUGCCGAAGAAACAGCAAAGGAACGGAUUUUAUUUUUACAUGCAGGAUCUGAUGCCAGAACUACGAAGAGAGGGUAGAGUUUUUCCAAAUGGAAUGGCGGACGUGGUGCCUGUUGCUCACCCUCGAUGGAAGAUGCUUUCAGAGCAAGAUAAAGCGAGGUAUGAACAGAUGGCUAAGGAAUGGAAAGCCAAGAUGCGUGGUGCAGAGGGAGACAAAUACAGAGUUGAUAAUGUGGGGAACCUCCUCAGUGAAAGAAAAGAUGAAAAGAAAGAAUAUGAUAUAGACAGGAUGAGGGAAAGAAAACAAGUGAGAACCAAAUGGCCUGCUGGGCAAGGUGUAAUCCAUGAAAAGUUCUACUUCAUCAGUUUCCAGUACCUGUGUGAGACGGAAGAAGGAUAUUUUAUUCCAGUGGAAGUAGGAUUGAUAGAGUACAGUCUGAACAAUGGCAUUACCAAACAUCUACACAGGAUGAUAGAACCAGGUCCUAUUCCCACAGGAUACAGAUAUACAUGCCAAAAUCACAGUGAUGAAACACAUCAAAUUCCAAUAGAAAGGUUUGAAUAUGCAGACAAAAACUACAUGGGUCUAUGGAUUCAGAUGGAAAACUUCUUAAAUCCCAACCAAGAGAAAAAAGAAUCUCCACCUUUAUAUUGUCAGAAAGCUGAAUGGAAAUGUGUGAACAGUUGUUUGGAAUGGCUCCAUGCACAUGCAUGUCUUGGAUAUGCGAACAGGCUACGAAAAGUCUACGAGCUGGACGGAUUAGUACAGGAUCUCUACGCACAUUCAUCUGCCUCCACUGCUAUCGGGGAAUGCACUGAUCUUAUCACUACAUCUGCUUAUGACUAUGAGAUUAACACAAGGUGUGAUUACCAUGAAGAUAAGGAGGUCAAGCACUGUGCUCUGGCUACUGUUCGCAGAUUUGCAUACGCUCUCUCAGAUUCCUUAUCAGAAAUCUAUGACUUUGAGAUUACUGCGCAGCACCUACCAGUCCGCCCAGAUGAUCAGCCAGCCUACACCUUGAUAGAGCCUGCGUCUAUUAAGAUCGCCCCACUGCCCGCGGGGAGGAACAGAAGUAACCAGUCCCCAUCCAGGGGUAGUCCAAGCAGGGGGAGAGGACAGGCCAACACCAGCAAUAAUGGCAGUUUUCCAGCCAGGGAUUUUAGACUGAAUCAAAAUGAAGCAGGUUCUCAGCUUCAGCACCAGCAGUACGUGGAGCCAUCUCAGACAAUACGUAGACCAAAUGUGCCAGGGGUGGCAGCACAGUCAACCUUCCCACCAGCUCCAAGACAAGCCCCAUGGGCAGCCAAACCAGUUGUAAACCAGGGUCAAGCUUUGUCGCAGUUAGGGGCAGGAGCUCCCCGAGCUGCUGCACCUGCACCUCAUCCUCUCCAACAGAUGUCAGCACCAGCUCCAUGGGCUCAGAAAGCUGCUGGGCUGCCAAGAGGGGCCCAAAACACGUCUGGAACUGCUUUGCCUCCUAGAAAUCCAUCUUUCCAUGGAGAUUUGCAAGAUGCCGAGGAGUUUCCUAGCCUUGGAGGCCCCGCUUCCAAAGCAGUGCCAGCACAAGCCCCAAAGUUUGCUGGGAGAGGGUCUGCAGCGCCACCUGCCCAAGCUGCUCCCAAACCACCAGUUUCCUGGAGUUCACAAGUGCAAUAUCCAAGUGCCAAUACUCUGUCAACAGUUGCUCCACUCCAAACAACUGUGUCAUCAGGUGCUCAGGGAGUUGCCAUGCCCAGACCAGCUUGGGGAGCAGGGUCUCAGGCAGGGUCUCCUGGCAGGGGCCAAGCAAGAGGAAGGGGUAUAUACAACCCUGGGGCAACCAGGCCACCCCCCGGGUUUGCCAACCCCCCUGUAGGGCGUGGUGCCCCCUGUGCCAUGGUGGGACGUGGUUAUGCCAUUCCCCCAGGAAUGGGGCGUGGCUUACUUGGUCAGCCAUCACAGGCAAUCCGGCUGUCCGGCCCAGUUACUCAGAACGAUGUCAGUGCAGGUAUAGCUAGUCUGGAUCUGGAAGCCGACGAGAACUGGGGAUAGAAACGGCCUUGACCUCAGCCCACAGCUGCAAGACCUGACUGACACUUUGGUAUGGUGUCUGCAACACUUCCCAGAGAUUUUGUAUCUCUUACCAAAGAGAUUUUUAUCAUUUGUCUUUUAAUUGUAGUUGUCACUGUUGUUAUUAAGGACCUUUUGUCUCCGAGAGGUUGAGACGUAUGAAGUGUUCCAGUAUUCUUUUAGUGUAGCAGAAAUAUGUAUCUUUUUCUCUUCAUCAUCCUUGAAUGCUAGAAUUUUAACACCGUUAAGGCAUCAAUUCAUUUGUAGGUUUUAAAAAGGAAAAAUUAAUAUUGCUUUAAUUGUUGUAAGGAUGGUAUUUUUAUGUUGAAGGACUGUUACAGUUUCUUUGAAUAUCCCCAAAACCUGCGUCUUUAAACUUCUUCCCCAAAUUUCCCAGUUCUUUGAAAUGUGAAUUAACACAUAGUCCAGUUUUACUCUGAAAGGGGUGUGCUUUCUCAUAUAAAGAAGGGUUUUUAAAUAAAUGUUGGAAAUAAAAGGCGCACUUACUAGGUUUCAGACUUAAAAAAGCAUAAGAAUUGAUCCAGAAUGCAACUUGCUUUCCUCUCAACUUGGGAAAAUUUCAUGUACCACGUGUACCAAUUUUUUUUGUAAGUUUUUAUUUGAGAGGUUUCUCCACAAACUAUAUAAGCAUUUCUUGGUGGAUGAAGUGAACUUUGUCAUUUUUAUUACACAAUUCAGUUCUUGGAAAAUACUGCAAGAGGAUAACGUGACUGUACUUAAACUUGUACAUCUUCACCACUUUUAUAAUCCUGAAACCUUACUUCGGUGUCAGACUUUAAGUUAAUGAAAAAUUUAUAUAUAUAUUUUUUGUUAUAACAUUUGGUGUUUCUACUAUUAUAAGUGCAGUAAAUACCAUAACUUGCUGUAGCCAAUAUAUAUGUAUAUUGUAUUUUUCUCAUUCGAAUGUUUUAAUGCACAGUGCAGUUCAAAUGAAAAUGCAACAAAAGUUUCACAAUAAGUUCUCUUUUUAUUAGACCAUUAAUUUGCACCUGUUGGCUGGUAAGGUAAAAGUUGUUAAAAUGAAUAAAUAUAUUUUAUUAUAAAUCUUA
Lingula anatina is the source of this 3198-nucleotide messenger RNA. Its product is annotated as protein maelstrom homolog. Gene Ontology annotation, biological process: negative regulation of DNA-templated transcription; regulation of miRNA-mediated gene silencing; piRNA processing. The record is from RefSeq and is a predicted model, not a curated record. Gene Ontology annotation, cellular component: P granule; nucleus. NCBI's taxonomy places the organism in Eukaryota, Metazoa, Brachiopoda, Lingulata, Lingulida, Lingulidae. Gene Ontology annotation, molecular function: sequence-specific DNA binding.